Molecule: messenger RNA, 1218 nt
Organism: Nicrophorus vespilloides
Lineage: Eukaryota; Metazoa; Arthropoda; Insecta; Coleoptera; Silphidae
Exons: 7
Coding region: 113-1096 (327 amino acids)
Source: RefSeq, a predicted model, not a curated record
AGUAUUUGUUUUGGUUCAAGCUUCUGUGAUGAAACUUCCGAGGCGCCACUUUACUCACUGUGCAGACUUCUGUCCCUUUCGGUAAACGAACAUUCACAGUUCAACCCUUCGCAUGACAAGAUCAAAUUUUGAUCUUCCUUACAAUAGUGCUGAUAAUUCUAACUUUAAAAUGAGCAAAGUAAUAGAGAAUGCCUCCAGCUUCGAGAUACGUUCGGUCAUCAAGUUCUUGAACGCGCAAAAUGUGCGUCCGGUGGAGAUCAGUCGUCAGGUGUGUUCAGUUUACGGGGAGAAUGCGAUGAGCGAUGGGAUGGUGAGGAAGUGGUGCAGGACUUUUAACAGUAAGAAGACUAACGUCGAGGACGAUGUAGCGUCUACAAUCAACGAAGAUCUUCUCGACGUGAAGAGGAAGAUCAUCGAGAACAGGAUCACGAUGACCGAAUUGAGCAAUAAUUUCCCGCAGACCUCCAGAUCUCUUCUCGACGACGUCGUCAGAGAACACCUGUUGUUUCACAAGGUGUGCACCAGGUGGGUUGCCUCGGAGGAGUACAGUUCGGUCUCGAAUCCUUCGAGCUCGAAAUGCGCCAAGAAGGACAACAGUGAGGAAUUAGUCGUUGCCAAAAGCAAAAAGGAUACAGUUUAUCAAUAUAACAAUAACAGAAAACUUAAGAAUGUUACUCAAGUAGUGGUAAAACUUGAAGGCAAUGAUGACGAUCGAAUAGAUGAAAUUCCCUUUCAACUUACUGAUGGAAGUCCCACGAACACGAAAUUGAAAAUUCGCAGUAACCCCAACGGAACUGAAGAAUUUACUAAUGUUUGUCUGAAGGUUGAAUGCGAAGAACAAAAGAUAAAAAUUUCAAAUUUAGUAAUGACACCGCAUGAUGCAGGAAACGGUAUACCUAAAGCUCUCAGAACAAGUGCUAAAAUCAAGGUAGAAUGCGAGGAUGAUGGAACAAAUGCGAUGAAGAACGUAACAAGAGAUUCGUGUAUUGUUGCCCCGCAACGGCUGUGUCUACGAAGAAUAGCAAAAUCAAGACUUCCUAGCAGAAUGUAUAAAACACGAAACAAACAAUUGAAUGAUGUUACUAAGGUCGAAUAAUUCAAACAAUCAUAAACAGCAAUUUGGAUAUUUAUGAAAUUGUGAUAGUCCGACCGAGGAAUUAAAUGGAAGAAACCACUAAUAUUUGUGAAUUAUAUUAAAGGGGUCUAUAUCGCAAGCCC